Messenger RNA from Antechinus flavipes (yellow-footed antechinus), 942 nucleotides. RefSeq names its product olfactory receptor 8S1-like. Lineage: Eukaryota; Metazoa; Chordata; Mammalia; Dasyuromorphia; Dasyuridae. The transcript has a single exon. Gene Ontology annotation, biological process: G protein-coupled receptor signaling pathway. Bases 1 to 942 code for a protein of 313 amino acids. Gene Ontology annotation, cellular component: membrane. Gene Ontology annotation, molecular function: olfactory receptor activity; G protein-coupled receptor activity. The record is from RefSeq and is a predicted model, not a curated record.
AUGAUACCAGAUAAUCAGACCACAGAUACAGAAUUCAUUCUUCUGCCAUUUUCCAGCAGCAUGCACAUCCAGUAUGCCCUAGGCUUCCUUUUCCUAUUGAUUUACUUCCUCACCUUGGCUGGGAACCUUUUGAUAAUGGCAGUCAUCAAGAUGGAUUCCCAACUGCACACCCCCAUGUACUUCUUCCUGGUGAACUUAUCCUUUUUUGAUAUGUUUUAUUCCUCAGUCAUGGCACCAAAGUUGGUUUAUACACUACUAACCAAGAACAAAAUUGUCUCCCUCAGUGGGUGCCUAGUACAGAUUGGACUGAUGUUUUUCAUUGCUUCAUCUGAAGCCUUUAUUCUCUCAGCCAUGGCCUAUGACCGCUACUCAGCCAUAUGCAAUCCUCUGGUUUAUGUGAUGGUCAUGAGCAAACGAUUCUGUACCUUUCUGGCCUGUGGGUCUUGUCUACUUGGGGUAACCAAUUCUCUGAUGAAUACCCUGCCUUUGUUGAGGCUGCACUUCUGUGGCCCCUACUUCAUCCACCAUUACAGCUGUGAGAUGCCUGAGCUCUUACCUCUCUCCUGCUCUGAUCUCUUCCCUAACAAGAUGAUUUUGUUCACCACCUUGGUUGUCUUUGGCUUUGGUUGCUUCUUCCCUAUCCUGUUUUCAUAUACCCGAAUUAUCUCUGCCAUCCUGAAGAUCAGCUCAGCCUCAGGCAGGAGCAAAGCCUUUUCUACCUGCUCCUCUCAUGUCAUUGUAGUGACUUUAUUCUUCCUGACAGGUUUGGGCCGACAUUUAAGCCCUGCUACAGGAUCCGUCCUGGAACAAGUCAUUUCCCUACAGUAUAGCAUUGUGACACCCCUAUUGAACCCCAUCAUCUACUCUCUGAAGAAUGUGGAAGUCAAAAUAGCCAUAAAGAAAAUGUGGGGGAAAAAAGGUAUCCUCUCUGGAACUUAUUAA